Molecule: messenger RNA, 4944 nt
Organism: Talaromyces marneffei
Lineage: Eukaryota; Fungi; Ascomycota; Eurotiomycetes; Eurotiales; Trichocomaceae
Exons: 1
Coding region: 1-4944 (1647 amino acids)
Biological process (GO): double-strand break repair via homologous recombination
Cellular component (GO): chromosome; cytoplasm
Molecular function (GO): 3'-5' DNA helicase activity; four-way junction helicase activity; ATP binding
Source: RefSeq, a predicted model, not a curated record
AUGAACACCAUUCCAUUCCAGAAUACAUAUUUUGCACGACUGGUGGAUUUCCCCGUUGUGGUAUGCCGUGAAUGCCAGUAUGGUGUCUGGCCAAGUCAGAUUGAAGGCCAUUUGCAGCGUGCCCAUAGUUAUAUAUCACCUGCCGUGCGGAUCCAGCUUGGUGGUGAGGUUCGUAGCUGGCCCGAUCUCGCCAUUGAUCCCAUCGAGUUGGAGAUUCCCCCCACUCGGACACACGUCAUUCCCCAGCUCGUUGGUCCAUUAGACGGCUGGCAGUGCCAGUUAUCACCCGAGUCAUGUUGGUAUGUGUGUCCAAGUAUAGACACCAUGCGGCAACAUUGGCUCAAGCAGCACGGUUGGAGCCGGACCGCCCACCAAGGCCAACCUACCCAAUCUACCAUGCAGACCAUCCUGGCACGGCAGGAACAGGCAUGUCGACAGGUUCGAUGCCAGCGAAUCUUCCCCCGGAAGAUGGGGUCCCAGUAUUUCGCUAUUAUUGAUGACAAAGAGGACUCCCAUCCCAUUCCCACCGCAUCCAGAUCCACGAUUUGGGAACAAGCCAGCCGGCAGUAUGCCGAGUACGAGAAGCAAGCUGCGGAGCGGAUCCAGCAAGGCCAUAUCGAUGAGGCCAAUCCAUGGCUCCGUCGGACGGGCUGGGUGCCGUAUUUGCACUCAUUUUCCAGCACCCAGUUGUUGGAAUAUAUCGACAUGCCCGCCAUGGAUGACGCCGUGAACCACUCCCCUGUGGCCGAUCUCGACGAACAUGCCAUCCAGGCCAUAUGGACGGCCAUGGGCCAGGUGGGACAGAUCAGCCAGCAGUCCGUCAUCCACACUGGCGUGUUUGUGCGCAUGGAAGCCAUCCGGACAGAACAACAUCAAACCCGGUAUCAGCCACUGGAGGCAUAUCAGGAUCUGGAGACGAUACCAGAGCGCAUUCGUCCAUGGCAGCAGAUAUUGAUGUUUUUUUGGCGGACACAGCAAUGUGCAUCCGACAAGAGACAUCCCCCAUAUCGAUUCACCCAACGACAACACGCCGCGUGGAAUCGACUGGUGCAGGUUGCUCGUCCCCGGAUCCCACCCCGGAGUUCGGGACGGUCGAUGGUCUUGCAACCUGGACAGCGGCGUCCAUGGGAGCUCAGCCCAUCCCCCGGAUCCAGCGAGUCGUCCGGCUCCGACGACGAAUCAUUCACCGACGACGAUGAGAUGGACGAGGAGAUCCACCAUGACCCUGAGCUGGAGAGCUCCAUUCCAGCGGGCUCCAUCCCGGAGAGCUCCAUCCCACCGUUGACCCCCAUCCAGCGGGCGUGUUUGGACUUUUGCAUCGAGCUGUUGAACCAGCGUGUGGUACACCGGGAAUACGACUGCGCAUUGGUGUGUGCCAUGGCCGUGUUGGGCGUUCGCGAUCGAGGUGGAUGGCGGACCCCGGAGGAUUACCCGCCCAUUUUGUCGAAAGUGAUCAAACUGGCCCGGUUCCUGGUGGUCCGGAAAGCUAUAGAACUGGCGGAGACCGAGGAAGACGCCGAACCCGCCAGUUCCAUGCAGGAGAACGACUGGGACAGUGCGUACGGAGGAUCCCCAUCCCCCAGUGCCACCCCAUCGAAGAAAGGGUAUUUACAGUGGGUGACGCAGAUGAUAGACCAGUUCAUGGUGCGUGGAUCCCAGAGCCCGAUGCAGUGGAUGUUGGAUUUACGGACCUACGGGUUGAAGAUCCAUUACAACACCACCACGGAGGGCCAUGUGACGUGGCAGAAUAGUGAUGAGCUGUUAUAUAAAGAUGUCAAAUUUACAAUGCGGCAGUUCCGUGGCAUGGUCGACCACACGGUACGGGAUGCACGGCGGAUCUUGAUGGAGGAUUUGCUGCAAUGCGCCCCCGAUCAGGUGCCCGUGAUUCCAUGGGAUCAGCUAUAUGAUAACCCGUUCAAUGAGGACCCCCAAUGGAGUUUUGUGCAGGAUCCGCGGACCCCAUGGCCCGUCGAUGGCACCGGCUGGCUAUGGCAGCAUAUCCAGGAUCAUCCCCCAUUAUGCCGUCGAUUGAUCCAGGCCGACGGCCACGGCAUUCAGCCCAUCCGCUGGCAGGCAUUCCACCGACGGAUCCGCACGUUUUUGGAGAAGCUGCUGGCGGCGGUCCAAUUCACAUGGGGCCAACCCGCUCGUGCCCCGGAGUUGUUGAGCAUUCGACAUGAGAAUAGCCACGUUGGUGGGAUCCGGAACAUGUUCAUUGAGGACGGCAUGGUGGUAUUGGUGGCGCGGUAUCAUAAAGGAUAUCAGGUGAGUGGCGACGUCAGGAUCAUCCAUCGAUAUUUACCACGAGAGGUGGGUGAGCUCCUGGUAUGGUAUUUAUGGCUGGUAUUGCCAUUUCAACGGCGCAUCGACGCGUGGAUGCAUCAGCGGGAGGACAUCAAUCCCCAUAUCUGGGCCUCCGCGCCGUGGGAACCCACAUGGACCUCGGAACGGGUGCGGCGGAUAUUACAACGGGAGAGCACUGUGGGAUUGUCCGGGCAGACAUUGAAUCUUGCAUCGUACCGUGAGAUUGCCAUUGCAAUCAGCCGCCGAUAUAUGCGAGCAGAACGGGCAUUUGUUCGCCGUGACCCCCAUUCCACCACGGAGGAUGAUUUGCAUGAGGAUGAGGCCCAGAUCAUGGCCCGGAUGAUGGAUGAGCAGGCUGGACACAGCCCCCACGUGGCGGGAGCUGUAUAUGCGCGGGAAACCACCGAACGAGCUGGCGAAGUGGCCGAUCGACGCCAGCGAUUCCGGCAAAGCAGCCAGGAAUGGCACCAGUUUUUAGGAUUUGCAUCCGCCAUCCAAUCACUGCGUUCCCGCAUGAUCACCCCAUUCCAGGACACGGCCCAGGCUAGUCAGAUCGAGCGAUGGAGCCAUACCCGAGCCAUGGAUCUCGACGAGUCAUUACAGCAGAUGAUGGGACCGUCCGCCACGUUUCGAGGGACCCAGAAAGCUGUGAUUCAGUCCAUCGUCCAGCGGCAGAGUCCCAUUGUUGCCAUCAUGCCCACGGGCGCGGGGAAGAGUUUAUUGUUCAUGUUGCCCGCAUGGAUGAGCCGUGGAGGCACCACCAUUGUGGUUGUUCCAUUGGUGGCAUUACGUGCCGAUCUCCAACAACGAUGCCAGACCUUAGGCAUCUCCUGUGUGGAAUGGGAUUCGCGACGUCCCGUCGAUGGAGCAUCGAUUGUAUUGGUGACGCCGGAAUCCGCGGUGAGCGAGACAUUCCAGACCUUUAUUAACCGGAAGCAGUGGACCAAGGAGCUGGACCGCAUUGUGAUCGACGAAUGCCACAUCAUAUUACAGGAAGGAUACCAGUUCCGGAAGCAGAUGGCGCAGCUGGGUGCAUUGGUCCGCGCGGAGACCCAACUCGUGUUAUUAACCGCCACCUUGCCCCGUGAAAGCGAAGCAUUGUUAUGCCAGCGGAUGUAUUUAGAUUCCCCCACGAUCCAGUGGUUCCGCGGCCGGACCAGCCGGACCAACGUGGCAUAUCAAGUGAUCGAGAUUGGCGCUGGUGAGCCAUCUUGUGAUAUAAGCGAGCUGAUGAUUACGUGGAUUCAGCAGCGCGUUCAGCAGCUCCACGAGGGGAAAGUGGUCAUAUAUGCCAAUACGAUUGCCACCGUCCAGCGGAUUGCCCAUCAACUGCAAUGUCCCGCUUAUUACAGCCAGGCGGUGGAUAAAAAGGGGAUGUUAGCAUCAUUCCAGAAGCAGAAUCCCGGGGUGAUCGUGGCCACGAGUGCGUUGGGAAUGGGGAUUGAUAUCCCCGAUAUCCGGCUGGUGAUCCACGUGGGCCGGACGCGGUCCUUGUUGGAUUAUGGACAGGAAAGUGGACGAGCCGGACGCGAUGGGGCUGCCAGCCAGGCGAUCAUGUUAAUCGAUGGCCACGGAGCGGGUUGGGGGGAUCCGCCCACGGUGGAUUCGCGGGUGCAGGAAUACCUUGGCGGUGGUUGUCGACGGCGGGCAUUAGAUAUAUAUUUGGGCGGGACGGUGGAUGGAUAUACACGGCAGCAGUGUGAGGACGGUGAGGCGAUAUGUGACCAGUGUCAGAGUAGUAUAGAUCCCAAUCCCGCCAGUCCGAAUGCCAGUCCCAAUGGCUGGCUGAGUGCCCGCCAGAAUAACAGACAGGAAGCCAGUGAUUCGGCCAGUGAUUCGGCCAGUCAUUCAGCCAGUCAUUCAGCCAUCCAUGACAGACCAAACGGCUGCCCAAAUAACCGCCCAAGGACCAGCCAUUUCACCAGUCCCAACAGCCACCAUAUCGCCAUUCCCACACCAUCACCCGGUCCACGCAAACGCGCCAUUUCCCACCAUUCCAUCCCCCCCAUGGCCAAACGUCGGGCCCAUCCCAUAUUCCCGUCGACGGCAUAUUACCAGGGGCCCAUGCAACGACAGACGCAGCACGCGGAGGCGGAUGGACAGGAAAUCGAGUCCAUCCGGGAACAGUUUGACCGGUGGGCCGGGCAAUGUCGAUUAUGCGGGAUGACAGGGCAACCAGCGCACCAUAGGAUUGGCAAUUGUCCCCAUCCACAGGCACAGAUUGCGCAGUCAUGGAUGGACCAGGUGAUCGAACAGGUGGUCCACCAGCCACGGGGGGCCGGACGGCGAGGGUAUGAGGCAUAUGCGGCAUGUUUUGGAUGCCAUUCCCCGCAGUGGAUUUGCCAACAGUGGGAGAGCAACGGCUACGGUGGUUACCAGAAGACGCACGAGCGGUGUCAAUAUCCCCAUGUGGCGAUUCCGAUCAUGGGACAGUUAUUGCAUGGACCGCAGCGGCAUUCAAUCCGUGUAGCAUGGCAACAGCGAAUGCAGGCCCAGUUCCCCGGGGUGGACAUUGACGAUGAGCGAGGGUUGAUUGGACAUUUCCAACGGCGAUUUGGGCGACGUGGUGAGGAGCGCAGCGGAUUGGUGGUAGAGAUGAAUUGGAUGUGUGAAUUUAUCGAGCGGGAAUUCCCCGCGUGA